CGGUCCUGUUUUGAGUCAGUUACAGUUACAGGAGCGCACACUCUUGUCACUCCAUGCAUGAUCGCCUGAAGAGAGAAUGGCUAGAUUUCUAAACCGUAAUGUAAGGACUUUUUUGGCCACACAGAUCAGGAUGUCGUCCGACCAGCUAGGAGAACUGGGUAAAGGUGCUGGGAAAGGAGGCGGCGGUGGAGGUGCGGUGAGGGAGGCAGGAGGUGCGUUUGGCAAGAAACAAGCAGCUGAGGAGGAGAUGUACUUCAAGAAAAAAGAGCAAGAACAAUUUGCUGCUCUAAGAAGACACCACCGGGAAGAAAUCGACCACCACCAAAAGGAAAUUGAGAGAUUACAACAGGAAAUCAGUCGCCAUGAGGGCAAAAUCAGAAAACUUAAACAAGACAAAUGAGACCGGCGAAAUCGUGACAUUACAUUUCAUAGAAAAAUAUCCCACACAUGUUUUUAAAUGUGAUUAAAUAAUUGUAGAUGCUUUAUUUUUA
This is a messenger RNA of Carassius carassius (crucian carp), 491 nucleotides long. It is a transcript of the gene atp5if1b, whose product is annotated as ATP synthase inhibitory factor subunit 1b. NCBI's taxonomy places the organism in Eukaryota, Metazoa, Chordata, Actinopteri, Cypriniformes, Cyprinidae. The record is from RefSeq and is a predicted model, not a curated record. The coding region runs from base 77 to 400 and encodes 107 amino acids. The transcript is spliced from 3 exons. Gene Ontology annotation, cellular component: mitochondrion. Gene Ontology annotation, molecular function: ATPase inhibitor activity. Gene Ontology annotation, biological process: negative regulation of ATP-dependent activity.